GAUCACAGGUCAACGAUGCUGUUUACCGGACGCUCUGCGUUGAAAAAGGUUCAACGGUACCGGAGCAGUGUUGUGGGAUAGAAUGUCGAUCCCCACUCUCCUGGUUUUGUACGGCAGUCAGACAGGCACAGCCCAGGACACUGCCGAGCGAGUCGGACGUCAGGCCCAGAGGAGGCGGAUGGGAGUACGCAUGCAUGCUCUGGACACUUACAAUGUGGCGAACCUGAUAUCGGAGUCUCUCGUGGUGUUUGUUUGUUCCACCACAGGGCAGGGUGACCCUCCAGAUAAUAUGAAGAACUUCUGGAGGUUUCUGUUCAGAAAGUCUCUGCCCGCCGGUUCUCUCUGUCGCCUAGACUACGCAGUGCUUGGUCUGGGGGACUCCUCUUAUGCCAAGUUCAACUUUGUUGCUAAGAAGCUUCAUAAGCGGUUGCAGCAGCUGGGUGCGAGUGCGCUCCUCCCUGUUGGCCUGGCUGACGAUCAGCAUGAGCUGGGGCCAGAUGCAGUGAUUGACCCCUGGCUGGUUUUGUUCUGGCAGAAGACUCUGUCUUUAUACCCACUGCCUGCUGGCGUGAGUCCCCUUGGCGACCAGGAUCCGCUUCCUCCUCGCUAUGUUUUCCAUUUCCUUGAUGAGAUCACAGAGAAGUUGGCUGAGCAGCCCCUCCCACCUGACGACCAUGCCCUGCCCUCUUCAACGCACCCCUUUCCAGCGCGAGUGGUGUCCAAUCAGAGAGUAACAGACCCUUCUCAUUUCCAGGAUGUGAGACAUAUUGAGUUUGACAUCACAGGCUCGAAAAUCCAGUACAGUGCAGGCGAUGUUGUGAUGAUACGACCGUGUAAUUCUCCAGAAGACGUGGAGCACUUUUGCCAGCUACUGAGACUCGAUCCUGACCGCUACUUCACACUCACUCCUACUGAUGGCAGCACAGCGCCUGUCCCUGUGCGCCUGCCCCAGCCCUGUGCUGUCCGCUACCUGGUGGAGCGCUACUUGGACGUGGCCGCUGUGCCGCGGCGAUCCUUCUUCGAGCUGCUCGCCUCGUUUGCCACCGACGAGAUGGAACGGGGCAAGCUCGCGGAGCUGAGCUCGCCACAGGGCCAGGACGAGCUGCACAGCUACUGCAACAGACCCCGCCGCAUGGCCCUGGAGGUUCUCGCUGACUUCCCUCAUACGACAGCUGAGCUGAACGUGAACUACCUGCUGGAUUUGAUCCCUGAAAUCCAGCCUCGCUCCUUCUCCAUUGCGUCUUCCCUCUUGGCUCACCAUAACCGCAUCCAGAUCCUGGUGGCCGUGGUGAAGUAUAAAACCCGACUUCAUAAGGCACGGAAAGGCUUGUGCUCUUCUUGGCUGGCAUCUCUGGACCCUUCUCAGGGUGAGGUCUGUGUGCCCUUAUGGGUGAAGAAGGGUGGUCUGAAGUUUCCCCAGGACCCACACACACCUGUGAUAAUGGUGGGGCCGGGAACAGGGGUCGCCCCUUUCAGAGCUGCCAUACAGGAGAGAAUUGCUCAGGGUAAAACAGCUAACCUGUUGUUCUUCGGUUGCCGGUCUGAGACGAAAGAUUUCUACUGCCGCACAGAGUGGGAGGAGAAGGUUCAAGCUGGUCACAUGACCCUGUUCACUGCAUUCUCUAGAGAUCAGGAGGACAAAAUCUAUGUUCAGCACAGAGUAAAGGAACAGGCCAAACUUUUAUGGGACAUGAUUGCAAACAGGAAUGCAGUCUUCUACAUAGCGGGGAAUGCCAAGCAGAUGCCUGCAGCAGUGUGUGAUGCGCUGAAGGAGGUUUUCAAGCAGGAAGGAGGCAUGACUGAGAGCCAGGCCCAGGAAAUGCUCAACAGCAUGGAGAAGACAGGUCUCUUCCAGAGCGAGACCUGGUCCUGAUCAGCCUCUGUACACGCAGUGAGAGACCUGGUCCUGAUCAGCCUCUGUGCACGGACUGAGAGACCCGGUCCUGAUCAGCCUCUGUACACGUAGUGUACAGUCAGUUCAUACUUAUUCCCAGGUUGGGCCUUUAGUACCAAAGGUAGACAUAACACAAGUCAUGGGUGUGCUAGUGCUGUGUGUAGUUGUCCAAUCUAAUGCAACUAAUGAUUUAAAUACACACACAGAAUUCAGAUGGGCUCCGUGUGACUUGAAAGAAAAGAAGAAAGACUUCCAACCUUUGCCUUACGAGUGCACAUCUACUUGUGCUGUAUUAUUAAGACCUACGACUCUGGGUACUGAGUGGUGUAGAUUAGAGUAGAAUUUAGGUACUGCUAAUUCUACAUGGCACUAUGGAGGGACCAAGUGACGCAAAAUCAAGUUUAUAUGUAUAAGCUGCACUGUUAUAAUGUAUAAUAAUGCAUUAAUAACAAUAAUACAUGAAUACAAUAAUGUAGAAACUGUUAUACAACUACAGUGAAUUAAGCCUUAAAUAAAUCCAUAAACUAAU
Molecule: messenger RNA, 2423 nt
Organism: Electrophorus electricus (electric eel)
Lineage: Eukaryota; Metazoa; Chordata; Actinopteri; Gymnotiformes; Gymnotidae
Gene: ndor1
Product: NADPH dependent diflavin oxidoreductase 1
Cellular component (GO): cytosol
Molecular function (GO): FMN binding; NADPH-hemoprotein reductase activity; flavin adenine dinucleotide binding
Source: RefSeq, a predicted model, not a curated record